UAUAUUUCCAUUUGGGCUACUUGCACGGAUAUCAAGCCCAAAGCCCAAUCAUAUGCAUUCCACAUUAAAACCUCAAAUCUAGGGUUUUAACUUUCACGAGCCAUCAUCAUCAUCAUUUCAUCUUAUCCAGUCGCCGGGAAAAGCUUCAGAGACUGCAUCAAUGGUGAAAGGGCGCCAAGGCGAGCGGGUCAGGCUCUAUGUCCGUGGAACAAUCCUCGGAUACAAAAGAUCCAAAUCGAAUCAGUACCCGAACACGUCACUGGUACAGAUCGAGGGCGUGAACACGCAGGAGGAGGUAUCGUGGUACCUCGGGAAGAGAAUGGCGUACAUUUACAAAGCGAAGGUGAAGAAGAACGGGUCUCACUACCGCUGUAUCUGGGGGAAAGUCACGCGCCCGCACGGCAACAGCGGCGUGGUCCGCGCCAAGUUCAAGUCCAAUCUUCCCCCGAAAUCCAUGGUAUUGACUAUUGAGUUGAUGGAGCUAAUGCUAGUUGAUAGCUUGGGAGAUAGAGUGAGGGUGUUCAUGUACCCGAGCAACAUCUGA
This is a messenger RNA of Striga asiatica, 544 nucleotides long. NCBI's taxonomy places the organism in Eukaryota, Viridiplantae, Streptophyta, Magnoliopsida, Lamiales, Orobanchaceae. The record is from the annotation of a GenBank genome assembly.